Molecule: messenger RNA, 1052 nt
Organism: Dioscorea cayenensis subsp. rotundata (Guinea yam)
Lineage: Eukaryota; Viridiplantae; Streptophyta; Magnoliopsida; Dioscoreales; Dioscoreaceae
Product: NADH dehydrogenase [ubiquinone] flavoprotein 2, mitochondrial-like
Exons: 7
Coding region: 632-883 (83 amino acids)
Biological process (GO): mitochondrial electron transport, NADH to ubiquinone
Molecular function (GO): NADH dehydrogenase activity
Source: RefSeq, a predicted model, not a curated record
GGUGACCUCACAGGAUAUUUUCCCCGAACGUUCUACUUCCAUUCUCUGACUUCCAAUCCCUCAGCCCCGGUUCCCUGCCGGAAUCGAUCGCCGGCGAGAUGCCCUCGCUGGCGGCGCCCCUCGCCGCGAAACGCUACCUCCUCGGGUCCAGUGCCCCUGCCGUUGCCUGUCCUUGUUGUUGAUUUUCGUGUCAUAUGUCUCAUUGGUUUCGAUUUCCAGGUUGCAUUAGCCUGUAGAUCGUUCUACACAUCCCUUAACUAUCAUAUGGAUUCGCCGGCAAUAAUCCGGAUAUGCCGUGGGAGUUCAGCGAAGCCAAUAAGGAAAGGGAUAAGGAGAUACUAUCAUACUAUCCUUCCAACUACAAGCAAUCUGUUGUUAUUCCUUUAUUGGACCUUGCACAACAACAACAUGGUGGAUGGCUUCUAGUUUCUGCAAUGGAUGCGAUAUGUUAAUAUUGGUUAGGGCAACAACUUUGAUUUCACCAGAAACUGAAUUAUAACCAAGGAUAUAUGUUAGUCUUUGAAUGGGCAGAUUGGUAAGUAUCACCUAUUGGUUUGUGGCACCACACCUUGUAUGAUACGUGAUUCUCGUGAAAUUGAAGAGGCCUUGCUCAAACAUCGAGCAAAGCAGAAUGGGUUGCUGUGUAAAUGGUCCAAUGAUCACUGUUGCUGACUGUUCCAAUGGUUCUGAAGGAUACACAUAUAACUACUAUGAGGAUGUGACUCCUAAGCGAGUCAUUGAGAUUGUAGAGAAGUUGAGAAGGGGUGAAACUCCUGUUGGUACUCAAAAUCCACUGAGAAUAAAGUCUGGACCAGCUGGAGGGAAUACUACUUUAUUAGGGGAGCCAAAACCUCCGCCAUGGCGGGAUCUCGAUGCUUGCUGAUUUAUCACUGAAGUGCAUCAAUAAUGGAUCUAAUUACCCAUCUUGUUUUACCCUUGAAACUAUCCAAGGUAUUAACUUUACCAGACAUCAAUGAAAAUACUUGGGGCUGUCAUUUGCACAUAUGCCAAUAAUCAUUAUUAAAUAUGAUUUUUUAACAUUUUUUAUGAAA